AUGACACCUCGAGUUGCUCCUGAUCCAGCCUUCCCCGUCCUCCACACGCCCGAGACGGAGGACUGGACGCUGCAGGUGAGUGCCACGCGACCCUGGGACUCCGGGACCUACAAGUGCCAAGUCAACUCACAUCCCAAGAUCUUCAAAGACGUCAAUCUCAGCGUCAUGGAUAGACGUCGGCUGGACAACAGGCUGUACAGACUGCCUGCAGCUGAUCCUGAACACGGGGAAUACGCCACUCGCAUCGUAGGGGAGUCGUCUCGCUACCUCCAAGCGGGGUCGUCACUAGCGCUAGAAUGUCGUCACCCACACCCACGACCCCCCGCCUGCCCUCCUCUGGUUCCGUCAGCAGCGCCUUCUGGACUACGACUCUCCCAGGGGCGGGAUCGCUAUUAUGCAGGUACAACAGCAGCAUUAGCAUCACUGGAAAAGACGCGGGAAAGGACGACAUCGCGGCUCAUGAUGUCCGCUGUGCAGGUGUCCGAUUCUGGAAAUUACACCUGUGUGCCGAUUCGAGCGCCCCCCGGCAUCUGUGUCCGUGCACGUGACCACAGGUGA
Messenger RNA from Penaeus vannamei (Pacific white shrimp), 558 nucleotides. Lineage: Eukaryota; Metazoa; Arthropoda; Malacostraca; Decapoda; Penaeidae. The record is from RefSeq and is a predicted model, not a curated record.